Cooperia oncophora is the source of this 246-nucleotide messenger RNA. The record is from the annotation of a GenBank genome assembly. NCBI's taxonomy places the organism in Eukaryota, Metazoa, Nematoda, Chromadorea, Rhabditida, Trichostrongylidae.
AUGCUUUCAGAUCAAGAGCUUCGCGAUAUGUUCCGCAGACACGACAAGGACAUGUCCGGAUUCAUAAGCAAAGACGACGUGCUGUGUAUGCUUCUAGGGGCUGAUAAGGAUGAACAAAAGGACCCUCUCUUCAAGACUCAUUUGAAGUUCCUCAUCAAUGUGAUCAAACAAGCUGACAAGGAUGGUGACAUGAAGAUCAGUUUCGAUGAGUUCAAGGAAUACAUCAACAAAGCUUCAGAAACAUAA